AUGAAAGGCUUCAGGCAACGAGUGCAAGAACAGCUCUCGCGCGGCAAAGAUAAAGAAGGCAACAAGCUCGCCAAGAAGAAGGACGGCUCCUCAGGGACCGCAUCACCUCGUGACGGCUCAUCAAACCACUCGCCGGCGAAUUCUGCGCAUGCUACUCCCUCGUCUUCACAGUCGAACCUGGCGGAUACGCGGAACAAGCCGCUGCCCGGCACAGAUGGGCCUCCGCAACAAGCUCCCGGCGCUGCACCGCCACCAGCCGCGGCGCCGCAGAUGAACAUGGGCUUUGGACCUCAUCAGGGUCAAUUUGGCGGGCCGCAGCAGAACCCAGGCGAACGACACAAUCUCAAUGCGGCACCACAGCAAGGACAGCUUACGCCGGGAGGACAUGCCAGGACGAUGAUACCUGGAGUUGUGAUUUCGCAAAGCAACACACCCCACGCUCCACCGCCUGGCGCUACAGAGUCUAUGCCUCAUGAUCUUGCACCCCCGAAAGCGGGCCAGAAGAGUUUGCUGUUCGACCGACUAUCGGCGGCACCAAAAGACACGGUCCCGGAAGGCAUGCGAACACCGAAGCGACAGCAUUCGUCGCGCUUCGAUAUCUCGGACCAGAGACAGCGGGAGCUGGAAAAGCUACCUGGCUUUCACGAGGUACCGCCAAACCGACGGCAAGAGCUGUUCAUGCAGAAGCUGGAUCAGUGCAACAUCAUCUUUGAUUUCAACGAUGCCUCGGGCGAUAUGAAGAGUAAAGAGAUUAAGCGCUUGGCACUCCAUGAGCUGCUGGACUACGUAGCGCAAAAUCGCCAGGUCAUUUCAGAGCCAAUGUAUCCUCGGGUAGUGGAGAUGUUCGCAAAGAACUUAUUUCGACCAAUACCACCCCCCAUGAACCCGCAGGGAGAGGCAUUCGACCCGGAAGAGGACGAGCCGGUGCUGGAGGUCGCGUGGCCGCACAUCCAGGUCGUCUACGAGUUCUUCCUCCGGUUCAUCGAGAGUCAGGAUUUUAACACCAACUACGCCAAGCAAUACAUUGACCACGGCUUUGUGUUACAAUUACUGGAGCUCUUCGACUCAGAAGAUCCGCGAGAACGUGACUUCCUCAAAACGACCCUCCACCGGAUCUACGGCAAGUUCCUCAAUCUGCGCUCCUUCAUCCGCCGAAGCAUCAACAACGUCUUCUUCCAAUUCAUCUACGAGACUGAGCGCUUCAACGGUAUCGCGGAACUUCUUGAGAUACUGGGCUCCAUAAUCAACGGCUUCGCGCUCCCACUCAAGGAAGAGCACAAGUUAUUCCUCACGAGGGUGCUGAUACCGAUGCACAAAGUGAAGAGCCUGAGCUUGUACCAUCCGCAGCUGGCGUACUGUAUCGUGCAAUUCUUGGAGAAGGAUGCUUCGCUCACGGAAGAAGUGGUGUUGGGUUUGCUGAGGUAUUGGCCCAAGGUGAAUAGCACGAAAGAGGUCAUGUUUUUGAAUGAAGUGGAGGACAUCUUCGAGGUCAUGGAUCCAGCGGAGUUUGCCAAGGUGCAGGAGCCGCUGUUCAAUCAGUUGGCGAAGAGUGUCGCGAGUCCGCACUUUCAGGUGGCCGAACGGGCACUCUACUUCUGGAACAAUGAGUACUUUUGCAACCUUGUGAGCGACAACGUGGACGUAAUCCUGCCAAUCAUGUUCGCGCCGCUAUACGAGAACUCGAAAGGCCACUGGAACAGAACCAUCCACGGCAUGGUCUACAACGCCAUGAAACUCUUCAUGGAGGUGAACCCGCAACUCUUCGACGAGUGCUCGCACGACUACACCGAACAACAAAACAACGCCGACGCCGUGAAAGCGAACCGACAAGCGAAAUGGGAUCGCCUGACGCAGCUUGCGGAGAGCAUGAAGACGAAUGGCGCGACGCAGCAUAACGGCGCCAUGACGCCGCGGCCUUUGGGCGGAAGCGGUGCGACGGGCUACCCGGUCAAAGACGCCGGGCUGGAAAGCCAGAGACGAAUGGAGCAGCUACGGUUGGGAGAUGAUCCGGCGGCGCAGCAACGAAGACCUGGGUCCGCGAAGGAGUAUGGAGGGCAAGGGCUUAGUAACUCGGUACGUUGA
Molecule: messenger RNA, 2082 nt
Organism: Baudoinia panamericana UAMH 10762
Lineage: Eukaryota; Fungi; Ascomycota; Dothideomycetes; Mycosphaerellales; Teratosphaeriaceae
Exons: 5
Coding region: 1-2082 (693 amino acids)
Biological process (GO): signal transduction
Cellular component (GO): protein phosphatase type 2A complex
Molecular function (GO): protein phosphatase regulator activity
Source: RefSeq, a predicted model, not a curated record